GUUUUCUCCUCAUCCCCUGCCUCCUCUGCUACACCUCAUUGCAUCUUGCUCAGCCAGAUUCGCUCGUGUUGUUGGGUCUGCUUUGAGCAAUGGCCAACCUCACCGACCUCGUUAACCUCAACCUCAGCGACUGCUCCGACAAGAUCAUCGCCGAGUACAUCUGGGUUGGAGGAUCUGGCAUAGACCUCAGGAGCAAAGCGAGGACCGUGAAAGGCCCCAUCACCGAUGUGAGCCAGCUGCCGAAGUGGAACUACGAUGGUUCCAGCACCGGGCAGGCUCCCGGAGAGGACAGCGAAGUGAUCCUCUACCCUCAAGCCAUUUUCAAGGACCCAUUCAGGAGGGGUGACAACAUCCUUGUGAUGUGCGACUGCUACACGCCACAAGGUGAGCCAAUCCCCACUAACAAGAGGUACAAUGCUGCCAAGAUCUUCAGCCACCCUGAUGUAGCUGCCGAGGUGCCAUGGUACGGUAUUGAGCAGGAGUACACACUCCUUCAGAAGGAUGUGAACUGGCCCCUUGGCUGGCCAGUUGGUGGCUACCCUGGCCCACAGGGACCAUACUACUGCUCUGCUGGUGCCGAUAAGGCGUUCGGCCGCGACAUCGUGGACGCCCACUACAAGGCCUGCAUUUACGCCGGCAUCAACAUCAGUGGCAUCAACGGGGAAGUCAUGCCCGGCCAGUGGGAGUUCCAAGUUGGCCCGUCAGUUGGCAUCGCCGCUGCUGACCAAGUGUGGGUUGCCCGCUACAUCCUCGAGAGGGUCACAGAAGUGGCCGGAGUCGUGCUCUCGCUCGACCCAAAACCGAUUCAGGGUGACUGGAACGGCGCUGGCGCCCACACCAACUUCAGCACCAAGUCGAUGAGGGAGCCGGGAGGCUACGAGGUGAUCAAGAAGGCGAUCGACAAGCUGGCGCUGAGGCACAAGGAGCACAUCGCCGCCUACGGCGAGGGCAACGAGCGCCGCCUCACCGGCCGCCACGAGACCGCCGACAUCAACACCUUCAAAUGGGGCGUGGCGAACCGCGGCGCGUCCAUCCGCGUGGGGCGCGACACGGAGAAGGAGGGCAAGGGGUACUUCGAGGACAGGAGGCCGGCGUCCAACAUGGACCCCUACGUCGUCACCGGCAUGAUCGCCGAGACCACUCUCCUCUGGAAAAACUAAGCCUGCCUCUCGUGCAUUUCUGCCGCCGUUCGUUCGGCCGUUCCCCCACCCAAAAAAAGGAAAAAACAAACAAAAAAACGUACGCUUUGCAUCAGCCCGUGAUGUGUCAACGUUGGAUUCCGGUCUCGGUUUCUUCCUUGCCGUGGCGUCGUCGACGAGGUUCCUUUUAAUUUUACUACUAGCUGUCCUGUUCAACCAGUGUCAUUUUGUGUACCCUGAAUAAUAAUAAUGCUUGUAAAACGGAUUUACUUUUUCCGUAGGGACGGAUGUUAAGUUCUUAAUUUCCUAUAUUGUGAUUUAUGGAAA
Molecule: messenger RNA, 1466 nt
Organism: Oryza brachyantha (malo sina)
Lineage: Eukaryota; Viridiplantae; Streptophyta; Magnoliopsida; Poales; Poaceae
Product: glutamine synthetase cytosolic isozyme 1-2
Exons: 11
Coding region: 90-1160 (356 amino acids)
Cellular component (GO): cytoplasm
Molecular function (GO): glutamine synthetase activity
Source: RefSeq, a predicted model, not a curated record